GUGGUAGAAUCUUGGUUAUCUUCCUCUGAUGUUGGCCUUCAGUUGUGGGAUCUGUCGAUGAAUUUAUUCACAGUGUCAGAUGCAAGACAACAAGAGUCAACCGACAUCACAUUACAUGCCCAUUUCCACCUUCCAUCCACGGCGCUUCAACCCGCAGCGACCUUCUCGACGAUAACCGCCUUUGAGGCCACCGAGGCGACGCGGCGCGCAUGGAACGAGCGUACACUGUGGUUCUGUCAUGCGCAUGUUGCGCGGUCAUUGGAGGAGCGAUGUGAGGGCAUAAUCUCUCGUACACCAAUUCGGCAAGGUGAAACGCAAGAGCCAAUGCAGCUGGAACACAAGGCGUUAGGCGAGACUUUGUGCAUGCCUGGUGAUGCGAUGUGGAGGAGCGAAAAAUUGCCUGGCAUUCUCAUCACAUUGAGUUGUCACAUUGGAAGCGCUGAAAGGGCACACUACAAGGCAAUCCUGUAA
Messenger RNA from Bipolaris victoriae FI3, 471 nucleotides. RefSeq lists its product as hypothetical. Lineage: Eukaryota; Fungi; Ascomycota; Dothideomycetes; Pleosporales; Pleosporaceae. The record is from RefSeq and is a predicted model, not a curated record. The annotation marks the transcript as partial. The transcript has a single exon.